AGAGAGUGGUUUGUGUGCUCUCGUAGUUUGUUGUUCUAACAUGUUAAGAAUACGAAUAAGAAUCUUCAUUAUUAAAGACAUUGUUAACAAUGCAUUUACAAACGUCAAUAAUAGAAGCUGCAUUAUAGAGAGAAGAAAGCAGACAUCACGAGUAGCGGCGCUGCACAGAAAACCGAUAGUCUGCUGUCCAGUGAGAGAGAAGCUGCAUUACAUCAAGCUGCCACACGUGCAAAAAUUUCAGCAGUCUACCGACCAGAGAGAAGCUGCAUUUCAACAGACGAAGUCGGCAACCUGUGCGCGUGCGACAAUCGUCUAGACAACGUUCAAUCUUAUUUUUAGCUAGCUAUUUUGGUGAGUCAUCAUGACCAGUAUCAAUUAUUCAUUGGAAAAAACUAGUGCUUUAAAUUCGCAGGUUAUAUGUAAUAAGCUUAAUUUUAAUGAUAGGUAUGUAGAUACUACCUUUUUGUUGAAUCAUUUAAAGAAUACAAUUUUUAAAAUAUUAAAACUAGGUUCAGUAAGGUUUUUCGGUAAUAUUCGUUGGUUUCUCGCUCUAAAAGUAGAAUUAAUAAAACUUAUAGUAAAUAACGAAGAUAAUGAUCAACAACUAAAAACAGAUGCUGUAUUUCAUAGCACAUCUCAAAAUAUUGUUAACAUCCAUGCUAAUGACGAAGAUUUAGAGUCGCAAUUUAUACGUGCAUGUGAUAAAAUUCAUAAUUCACUAGAUAAAUACGUAUCUCACGGUUCAGGUUGGGUAGUUUCAAGAAUUAAAUCACUUGAUAUUAAUUUUUUACGAUUUCAACCGUUAUACGGCUCAAAUUCUAGCUAUAUAAAAACCCCAAAAGAGAUAAUAAAUAAAAGAGCAGUUAUUAAUAUUAAAAAUCCUAAUGAUGGUAAAUGUUUUUUAUGGAGUAUUUUAGCAUAUUUUAAUUAUGGAAAAUGUAGAAUGCAAGUUGAAUAUCUUAAAAAUUAUGAGAAUAAUUUAAAUACUCGUGGAAUUAAAUUUCCAGUCGAAUUUCGCUAUAUAAAAAAGUUUGAAGCAUUAAACCAAAACAUUUCAGUCAGUGUUAUAGCAUAUUGUAUUAAGACUAAACAAUUUUUCCCCUAUAGAAUUUCAAUAUACAGAGAACGUGAGCAUCAAAUUAGCUUACUCUUGCUAAUAAAUAAGGAAAAUGUAAAACAGGCACAUUACUGUUUAAUUAAUACAACUAAAGGAAAAAACGGUUUAUCACGAUUGUUGGCCUCACUGGAUAAAUCCGAACAUGCACAUCUUGUAUGUCCAUUUUGUUUUCACCGAUUCACUAAGAGACCUAAUGGAAAAAAAAUUUAGAGAUACAUAUUAGAAUUUGCUCAAAAUUCGGUGAACAGCAGACUAGUUUACCGGAAAAGAACAGCCCAGACUCGAUUAUUAAGUUUACAAAUUAUACAGCUACAUUAAAAUUUAAAUAUGUUAUAAAUGCUGAUUUCGAAAGUUUUAUUGUCCCUGUUAAUAAUGCUGAACAUACUGAGAGCGAUGAUGAUGAUGACUGUGAUGAUUUAGAGAAUAGGUCUUACACACAUAAAACCAGCAAACAUACUGCUUGCAGCUAUAGUUAUAUAGUAUUGAAUCAAGAAGGAGAAAUUCAUCUAGGCCCUGUAUUGUGCAGAGCAAGCUAUGUAGGUGAACCGAUAAUUGAAAAAUUUAUUGAAGAAAUUGUUGAAAUAGGGA
Molecule: messenger RNA, 1705 nt
Organism: Nilaparvata lugens (brown planthopper)
Lineage: Eukaryota; Metazoa; Arthropoda; Insecta; Hemiptera; Delphacidae
Exons: 2
Coding region: 362-1327 (321 amino acids)
Source: RefSeq, a predicted model, not a curated record